GCAAAAGGGUAUCAGCUAUAACACGCAGGAUUUAAGAACAGUUCCUAGUCCGGGAAUCAAGAGAAGGAGGGAGAGAAAGGGAAACAAAAAAACAAAACACAAAAGAACUCAUCCGAGGAGAGGAAACAGAGAAAUAAAGGGCAAAGAUGGGUCUUUUUUCUUUACCCCCAAUACCCUUCUCUCUGCGUAUCUAUAUGAUGAUGACAGCUUUUGUUGAAAGGUCGGUUUCUUUUAAAUUUUAUGACGAAAAGCAAAGAGAAAUAGUGGUAGUAGUAGGGAGCAAUUGAUGAAAACUGAAAAGUCCGACCACUCAUGCUUCGGUCCGCGUGCUUUUGAUGCAAGGAUGACCCGACCCAUUUCCCUUUUUCAAUGCCCUUUUCCUGUUUUCACCAGUUUGUUGAUAGAUUCUCAUUAGAGAGCAGAGAAGCCCCACUUAGGUUAUUUUCUCUUUCUCUUUGCAGACCCCUUUUUGCAGGGGCGUGUUUGUUUGUUUGUUCCUUGGUCUUGGAUCUUUUGAACGCAUGCUCUUCAUGUCCAAUCAGAUCCUCUGAGGUGUUCUUUCCCUCAUUUUUCUCUCCUUUCAUCCAAAAAAUAAUAAUGCAAAACUCAGCAGACAAUGGACGGUCUUGGGAAGGAAAAGUUGUGACCUUUUUAAUGGGGGGGCUUAGGAGGCUGAGGGAUUGAAGUAAAAAGAGUGGGAAUAGGGAAAAGGAAGAGUCUUUAUUCUAAAAAAUGGGUUCUCUUGGAGGGCAGUCAACACUUGUCGAAGAAAUGAAACUGUUGAAAGAAAUGCAGGAUCACAGUGGGUUGAAGAAGAAGAAACGCAUAAUAAAUUCAGAGCUAUGGCAUGCAUGUGCUGGGCCUUUGGCCGCUUUGCCUCAGGUUGGGAGCCUUGUCUACUACUUCCCACAAGGACACAGUGAGCAGGUUGCAGUUUCCACUAAUAGAGCAGCAACAUCCCAAAUUCCUAAUUACCCGAAUCUUCCAUCUCAGCUGUUGUGUCAAGUUCACAAUGUUACACUGCAUGCUGAUAAAGAAACAGACGAGAUCUAUGCCCAGAUGAGCCUUCAACCUGUGAACUCUGAAAAAGAUGUGUUCCCAAUUCCGGAUUUUUGUUUGAAACCAAGCAAGCAUCCGGCAGAGUUCUUCUGCAAGACAUUGACUGCUAGUGACACAAGUACACAUGGCGGCUUUUCCGUUCCAAGACGAGCAGCUGAGAAACUAUUUCCUUUAUUGGAUUACUCAAUGCAACCUCCAACUCAGGAGCUUGUUGUUCGAGACUUGCAUGAUAAUACCUGGUCUUUUCGUCACAUAUACCGUGGGCAGCCUAAAAGGCACCUUCUUACAACAGGUUGGAGUAUGUUUGUCGGCGCAAAGCGGCUUAGGGCUGGUGAUUCUGUUCUGUUUAUCAGGGACGAAAGGUCUCAACUGUUGGUUGGGGUGAGGCGUGCAAAUCGUCAGCAAACAACAUUGCCCUCAUCAGUUCUGUCUGCUGAUAGUAUGCACAUUGGUGUUCUUGCUGCUGCUGCCCAUGCUGCUUCCAACAGAACUCCUUUCACAAUCUUUUACAAUCCUAGAGCCUGCCCUUCAAAUUUUGUUAUACCGUUGGCCAAUUACCGGAAAUCCUUGUAUGGAGCACACUUAUCCCCUGGUAUGAGGUUCGGUAUGAUGUUUGAAACGGAGGAAUCUGGAAAACGCAGGUAUAUGGGCACAAUUAUAGGUUUAAGUGACAUAGACCCAUUGAGAUGGCCCGGCUCCAAAUGGCGCUGCCUUCAGGUGGAGUGGGACGAGCAGGGAUCAGGUGAUAAACAGAAUAGAGUCAGUCCUUGGGAAGUAGAGACACCCGAAAGUCUCUUCAUUUUCCCAUCCCUCACGUCUGGUCUCAAACGAUCUUUUCAGUCUUCUUUUCUUGGAACGCAAACCGAAUGGAACAGUUUGGUCAACCGACCAUUUAUCCGAGGUCCUGAAAACAUAUGUGGGGAUAUUCAGUUCCCUUCGAUCUCAAAUACAUGGUCUGAUCAAGUAAUGAAAAUGCUAUUAAGGCCCCAAGAAACAAUGGCUCAAGAAGAGACUACUCUUAUCAAGUCAACCAUGAAGCAUAAACCCGAGGAAGCAAUUACUAUGGAAGAGACUUCAUCUAUUCAGAGCGAAAGUAACAACAGUAUAGUCAAUGAACCCAUAGUUCCUUUGCAGCAAAAUGACAUGGCAAAACCAGAAACUACUAUAGUGACCCCAUCAGAUCAGCUUAGUCAUUUUCAGUCUUUUGGUCACUGCGAUGAAGAAAAACUACCACCCUUUACUCCCACUAAUGCUGCAAAUGAUCAAGGAGGAAGCCCAUGGGCCCUACCACCACAAUUUGACGACCCGGAGUGCUUUCUGCAAUGCCCUGGGGAUACCAGGGAAUGGAAUUCAUAUCUCCCUCCCACGGGUCAAGAAUUGUGGGAUAGUCAGUUGAAUGAUUAUAGUUGUCUUAAUUUUGACGGUAGUAACAAUGGAAGUGCUGUGAUUGACCCUUCCGUUUCGAGCGUGGUUCUGAAUGAAUUCUGCAACUUGAGAAAUGGCGGACUACAAAAUCCAGCAGAACUAUUAGUGGGAAAUUUCACUUCAAGUCAGGAUGUACAAUCCCAGAUUACUUCAUUACAAGAUUUUGCUGACAACUCGGGUGGCGCAUCCUCCAGCAAUGCGGAGUUUGAUGAGAGCGGUCUUUUGCAAAACAGAUCAUGGCAUCAGUUGGGACCCCCACCACCACGUGUACGCACAUACACAAAGAUUCAAAAGGCGGGUUCUGUAGGAAGAUCAAUUGACGUGUCCAGUUUUAGUAAUUAUUAUGAACUGCGUUUGGAAAUCGAAAGGAUGUUUGGACUUGAGGGGCUGCUAAAUGAGUCGAAAGGCUCUGACUGGAAAUUGGUCUACGUGGAUUUUGAGAAUGAUGUUCUUCUCGUUGGUGAUGACCCCUGGGAAGAAUUUGUGGGCUGUGUGCGGUGCAUAAGAAUACUUUCGCCAUCUGAAGUUCAGCAGAUGGGGGAGGAAGGAAUGCAGCUUCUCAACGCCAAUGCUAUGCAACAAGCCGGUCGUGUCUCUUCACUCUGAUCCAUUUGUUGCCUAUCAAGGGAAAUGAAAGAUCAGUUCUUUCCUUUUUUUCACCUGACUUAGCUGAACCAUUGUUGUACCAUUUAGCUGUCAAAUCUGUAUUCUAG
Cuscuta epithymum is the source of this 3197-nucleotide messenger RNA. NCBI's taxonomy places the organism in Eukaryota, Viridiplantae, Streptophyta, Magnoliopsida, Solanales, Convolvulaceae. The record is from the annotation of a GenBank genome assembly.